ACAUAUCAUAGUGCAGCUAUUUUGACGCUGUUGCAAUCAGAGUAGUGUGUUCCGGGAAAGUGUCUAGAUCUUUAUUUAAUGUUGGGGCUGUGUGUCUCUCUCUGUCCUAGUAUUAGUGCCCAUUAGAGAAGAGGGGCUGCUGGAGAAGAUGCCGGCCGGAAUAAAGUCAUCACUGGACGGUUAAACACGCUGUGGUCUCUUGCUGUCCGGGUAAGUUUUAGGGUAUUACCUCCGCUCCGUCUUUGUUUCAUCCAGCCGGGCCUUGCCCUGAUGCCUGCUGUUGAUGUAAAUGGAGAGAACGUGUUGCCGAAGUCCAUCAAAAGUAAUUCGUAUUUUAAUAACGCCUUAAUUUUCGUCGGUUUUUGGAAUCUAAGUUAAACAAAAGAGGCUACUUAAAACCGAUACUGUUCACUAUUUAAUUCGGAAUCCAUUUUAAGUUUUUGAAAGAAACCAUCCAAGAAAGAUGUGACAUUUUCAGACUGAUGUGACCGUUUUAAUUGCAACAAAGUUAGGUUGCUAUAACGAGCAUUGUGGACCAAUGAGCCACUGAAGUUGGUAUUUUGUAAAAAUUAAGACCCUCAUUGGUUUGGAAAUAUGGCCGAAAUGAUGAAUAAUGAAUGCCAAGUACCAAAAGUGGAAAAGUGGCGUCGUAGGGCGUCUAACUUCGUGUUUUUAACGAGAAUCAUAAAAAUGUGUUAAAUUGUCAAUGGCGUCCGGCGUACAGGAUGGUUACCGGAGCUAAGCCGGGCCUAGCCAGCUGGCGUUAGCGGCGGCUAAGCUAAGCUAACUCACUCCACUACGGCAACCCUGACCUGUCAGCGACGGGGUGAAAAGUUAGCUGGGUGUCAGUAGGAUAAAUAUCCCCUGACCCACACAACCUGAUACGAUUAUCAUCAAUAAACUUGAAUAUGUAUUUGUAAAAGGUAAAACCUUAAUUGUCAUUAACCGCUGCCAUGUCCUCCAUCGUUAAUUAAAUUCACUCCACCGCCAGUUUCUCAGCUGGUAUCAGCGCUGUGACUGGAGCUAUAGAUUCAUGGGUUUUCUUUAACUUUCUGCCUGAUAUCUGAAAAUAAAGGUGAUAAAAAUGGUUGGACAAACUUGUCAAACUUUUACCUUGUUGGUUCUGUGUAACAAUCCAAUUCAUCUCCUCCAGUAUAGGGUGACUGUAUUUUUUAACAAGCAAAUAGGGAACCUAAACCUAUUUUCCUGCUGAAAUGACCCCAACACACACUUUGAUAUAAUGUAAUGUGUCUUAUAUAUGCAAUAAUGAUACUGAGCCCACAGAUUAAAGUAUUCUAAACCACUUGAAAUGUAUAAAUGGUGAGAACUCACACCAGUUAAAUGGAUAUAUAAGCCACUGUUCAGAAAUAAUUCAACACUGCAGAAUCUUUAUGACCGCAGGCAAGUCCUCUAUGUAUAAUGUAUAACGUGACUGAAAUUUCAUUUUGUGCACUUGAUUAGAUAAAACCGAGAGAGUGGUCCAUUUUUAUGACACUUCAACAUGAUUGGAAAUGUGAUUCAUUUCCGUCAAGCAUCACAGUCCAUGAAAUGGUGACAAGAGAGCGGAAUCGAGAUUUUGAUCAACUUCACGGGGAUUUGAAGGAGAGAGGAAGACUGCAGCUGAUCGCUCUGAGCAGGAGAAAAGUGUCUAUAAUUAGCACGUAUUUUCUAAAUUCAGAUCUAUCUCCUGAGUCGUGGAUUUUGGAGGACACAAACAUGGUUACAGUUUCUGCUUUGCUGUGAUUUUCUAAAAUUUUGUUACACGUCACAUCUCUGUCACAUGUAUGAACUCAUGGUACUUUUUGAUUUUUUAUCAGUGCACCUUUUCAACACCAUUGAAAGAGCCCCAGAAAUCAGUGUGAGCUGGUCUAUCUGAAGCUACACAGCAGGGCCUAUCAGUACAACAAGCUGGACUCUGCAACCUCAGAACUCCAAGACUGAUCAACACUAAAGGUCAACUGAUAUUAGUUAGACAAGGCCAAUACCAGUACUGAGGGAGCAGGUCAGCCAAAGCCGAUAACCAAUAAAUAAGGCUGAUGUCACAUUGUGGUUUAAAAUGAUAUUGCUGAACUUGAGUGAAUUUUUUUGUUAUUGUUUAAAUGUGAGCAGAAAAUAUUUGUAUUAAACACUAAUCAAUCUUAGAUUUAUGUUGUCAAAUACAUUUUUGAUUUGGAAAGAUGGAGGUGAUAUUGGCCUUGUGAAGGCAGAUGUCGAUAUGAUGCAAAUAAGCAGAUUACAUCAAAAUGCAACUGAUUGGCUCAAUUAAUCAGCUAACCAAUUAAUCUGUCUCUGCAUCUGAUUGUUUUCACGUCGUGCUGCAUAUUCGUUUGAAGUUCAUUAUUUGAAAAUCCGACAACCCUAAUCUUGAAUUAAAAUGCGCAUGAACUUUGACUCACAAUGUACCAAUUUUUACUUGUUGAAGCAGCAACAUCCCAAAACAGGCAUUGGCUUAUAGAUGGAAAAAUGAGUGUAAAGGUCCUUACACAUCGGGGCCGACACAAAUAUAGAACGUGAAAGGCGAAUUUUGACGCGCCUGACUAUACACAUCAAGCCCGAUGUGAUUUUGCAAAUUUCCGGGGGGAAAAAGACGCAUCCAGGGGAAGACUGGCUCACCUCUGAUUGGCUAGAAAAGCUAGAGACGUCAUCACACACUCAAGCCAAACGGUCAGCACUUAUAGCCAAUCAGAGGCGAUAAGAUAAGCACAUGGAACUAUGGUAACAACCGUUAGCUUACAUUAGCACAGAUGAAAGUUAAAACAAAGACGUUUAGCAAACUGUUAAACCACACAAAACAUUGUCAUAUCAGAGAACCGACGCUAUGACUCUCCACAAGUUGUCUUUCAGGUCGUUAUCUUUGUAAUGUUUGUGUCUUUUAUCAUAAAGCACACUGUUCUCCGACACAUAAGCAAUCAGCCGGUCGGCCAUGUUGGAUAUACCGGUAAAUCCGACGUUGUAACAACACGCAAUCUGAUUGGUCAGAAGUGGACACACAGUAUGCGAAACUUUAAAAAAUCGACCAUGAUCCGAAAAAAUAAACGCCGCUAUAUCACAGGACGGGAAAACGUUGCUGAUGUGAACGCUUGUAUUGACAGGAUACGGGUUCGAAAAAAAUAUUGAUGUACGAAAUAAUCGCACGACAAAAACGGUCCCGGUGUGUAAGGACCUUAGGCAUGGUGUGUUGUUCCAGAUGAAGCUCAUAAUUAAUAACAUCUCCAGAACAAAGACUGGACUUACUUGGCUGUGUUGUGCACUAUGAACGCUCUUCUCCACGUGUAGACUGUUAAGUAAAGACUUCCUCCCCAACAGAAGUUUUGUUAGCCAUAAACUCUGAUGUUGUUUUUGAAUCUGUUCUGUUUAUCUCUCAGCUGUUAUGGAGGAGCCACCAGGGAGCGUGGACGAUCUACAGCCUCAGGACCUUUCCACCUCCGGCCUCCCAGCAGUGAUCGACCUGACCAAGAGAGGAGAGGAAUGUGUCCUCAGCCCCGCCUCCCUCGAUGCCCUGCGGAGGGUCACAAGCUCUGGCUGGUACCAGACCUCAGGAACCAGCACCCCUGGAUUCUCAGAGGCUCGCCCCCCUGAUAUCUCGCUCCAACCCGGAGAUCAGAUCCAACCGGACAACGCCUUCUCCCACACUACAGUCACCCUGUCCUACGUGAGCAGGUCUCACGUCUUCUCCACCCACGAUCCCCUGUCCUUUAGCGUGCCGCCUAUCAGCAGGCUGUCCCUGCACCCCACUUGUGACUCAGAUAAAGGACUCAGGGAGACCAGCUUUGCACUGAACCAGCAUUAUGCGGAGCAGGCGGAGGGGCCGGUGGACCUUGCUGCUCAGACUCUUCUUCACUCUUUGUCCCAGGCUCAGAGCGUACCAGAGAGCGAUGGAGGGGUUUGUCUCACACAGGAGGGACAUGAGUUCAACUGUGGAGAUGUUCCCGGUGACGGAGACACGGAGAAACAUGUUGAAGAGGAGCAGGGAGGGUGGGGUUUGGAGAAUGGCCAGGGUGAUACUUGGUCAGGUUCAGGGGUCUGUACUGAAUCCUCCCCUGAGACACCCCCUCCUGCUGCAGUGGAGGGAGAGACGAGUGGAGAUUCCGAGGUGAUCUUCCUCUUCUCUAAGGAACAGGUCCCGGAUGUGGCCCAGGGCAGCGAAGGUGUUAGAGACCUGUGCUCACUAAGCAGGGAGUUUAUCAGUCCUCUGGAGGACCCGGUCUCUCCUUCUGAAGCCUCUCAGGAUGAUGUGGAGGAUGUGUUCGUCCUGCCUCAGGCUUCCAGCUCCCCGAGUGGAGACACCUCGUGUAUGGAGGUGACUGAGGAGGCGGCAUGGGACAGCCCGAGUACAGAGGGGGGCGUUCAGCCGGGGUCUGACUUGAACGAUAGUUCAAGGUUAGAUUCAAGUGCUGAAAAUAAUCAUGAACAGAACGCAGUGGUGGAGCCUCUGAUGGACCUUACAGAAGAUGAUUCAGAAAAUCAGCCACAGACUGUCGUUCCUCACAUCAACGGGAACACAAAAGCACUACGGAGGACUUCGAAAGAAAAGAAACUGCCGACACGCUCCGGCAGAGGGACGAGGUUAGAGUCCAUAGUGAUGAACAUUAAUUCAGGCAAGAAUAAAGUGUCAGGACGCAUUCGCUCAAAUAAGAAAACGGCCCAAUCAGAAGUGAGCGAUUUAAAGUUAUCAGGUCCUCAGAGGACAGACCACCUAUCAGCAGGACAGAGGAGGAGGAGGGCGAGUGUUUCAUCCACAGUUCAAACAAAAGAAAAAGCAGUCAGUCCAAGGAAGAGGGGUAAAACAAAUCCUCUCAACAGCUGCAAAGACUCUACCUCUGAUUCUGAAAUCCUCAAUAACUCUAAAAGGUCAGCUGUGCACAAAAACUCAAAGAAGGAGGCGGAGCUUCGUCCUCACUCGGAAUCUCCGCAAGAAAACCAUGUGGCGAGAUGUUCCCCUCAAAAACCUCCUCUGUCUCCAAAACCAGCGCCACCUCCGCCAUCAUCAACGCCAUCUCCAAAGAAACCCACAGGAAAAGCUACAGGUAAGAAAAAAUCCCCCACUACCAAGACCCCCCCUCAGAGAAAAAGGAGGAGGAAGAAGGUCAAACAGAGCCGCUCGUCCUCCAUGUUUGCCCCCAAAGAGCCUGAGAUCAAACUGAAGUAUGUCAACUACAAGGAGGAGAAGAGGGACCUGAGGUCAGACACUUUCUCGCCGUUUGUCCGUGUGAAGCGUCAGGAGUCUUCGUUGGCGCUCUGCUCAGUGAUAAAUUACCCUGAGGAGGUCAAACCGCAACACAGGAAGCAGCAGGCUCACACAACCGCCUUCAUCUCUGCAGCCGUGCCCAGCACUUCCUGUCUGCUGCUGGGCCGGGUGUCCAUGCAUGGUCAGCACCGGCGCUCCCUCGUCUGCUGCCUUUGUGGACACCCUGCCAACGCCAUGGACCUGGGCGACCUCCACGGACCCUACUACCCUGAGGGGUACCAGCUCAGUACCAAAACCACCGCCAGCAUCUCAGGCCUCAAAGAGGGAGAGGAUGACUUCAGCGACUCAGACUCUUCAUCCUGUAGCAUCAGGGGCAGAAGGAGAAAGUGUCCCUCCGCGCAGCAGCUCCUGAGGCCCGGGGCCCGCCUGAAGAGCCCUCGCUGGACUGGGAACAGUACCAGCAGCCCUGCAGCUAAACGGGCACGGACUGGUGCCGGCUCUGCAGACGUGGAGGACUGGUACAGCCCCCCUGUGCUGCCUGUAGAGCCCUGUGAGUACUGGCUCCAUGAGGACUGUGGGAUCUGGUCUGCAGGCGUGUUCCUGGUGCGGGGCAGAGUGUACGGGCUGGAGGAGGUGGUGAAGGCGGCUCAGGAGAUGGUGAGGCUCCACUCUGAGUUUGUCGUGAUGUGAUGACCGUGUGACAGGAAUGAACAGAUAAAUUAUAAAUGAUGUGUUUACUCACCUCAGGCCUCUAGGAGACAACAGAUAAACGUAGCUGUCAUCAAAUCAAAGCAUGAGUCAGCAGCAGGAGUGAUUAAUUCAAGUCUGUUACAAUAAGACAGUAAAUUACUGUUGCUGGUGGCAGCUCUGAGACACUCAUCAGUACAGUAUGACAGAUUUACACGGCAGCAGGUUUCUGUGAACGCUGCUCUUCUGCCUGUUACUACAAUGGUUAGACCAUUCAGAGCUCCAUCAAUAGAACGUCUUUGACCAGCUCACAGCAUGUCUCAAACUCCCAACUAAUAUAGACCAACUGUCAUCAUGUGAGCUAUAUAUAGGACUCAGGGUAACAUACCUACAAGCAUCAAACCUGCGUUUCUGGUACAAGGAAGCAACAUAAAUGCCAUUCGCAGUAGGGGUGGGAAUCACUUGCGGCCCAACGAUAUAAUAUUACCGUGAUAAGAUUUUAUCACAAUACCAGGGCCAUGAUACAAUAUUAUCACAAUACCAGGGCCACGACACGAUAUUAUCGCGAUACCAAGGCUACGAUAUGAUGUUAUCACGAUACUUGGGCCACAAUACGAUAUUAUCACAAUGCAAUAUUAUCACGAUACCAGGGCCACGAUACGAUAUUAUCGCGAUACCAGGGCUACGAUACGAUGUUAUCAUGAUACUUAGGCCACAAUACGAUAUUAUCACGAUACUUGGGCCACAAUAAGAUAUUAUUGCAAUUUUGCAAUACUUUGAGUAUUGUGAUACAAUAUAUUGCAACCUAUUUCUUUUUUUUAACUGUUUAGCUAAUUUAGCAUUUGUCUUUCCUUUAUAUUUGUCUUAUUUACACUGUAUUUUAUUUUCAUGUAGCACAUGUUGCAAACCUUAUAUUUUUUGCACUCACUUUCUUCUGCUCUAUGGUGUCACCUCUGCCAACCUCACUGAACUAACAGUUGAUUUUGUUUUUCCAUUAUCAUAGAUUUUACUUCAUAUGAACAUUUAAUUGAAAAAAUCAAUACUUGGUAAAUGAGACGAUGCGAUAUCACUAGACAAAUUUUUUUUUUUCUCCUACCCCUAAUUCUCAGGCAAGACUAGCUUUAUUUUUAAAAAAAGUUCUUUCUGUUUAACAAAAGAGCAGGCAGUUGAGGCAAGACCGUGGAGGGAAGUGCUGUAAGUAAACAAGUAAAACGGAACAGUUUCUGUCCUCACUCUAAAAGAUAAACUUUUAGAAACUAGUGAGAGGGCAGAUCGCUUUAUCCAAAACCCCAACCAAACAUACAGUUUCUCAAAUUUACCAGGAAACAAAACCUCAAGAACCAUAACAGCUUUCCAUGAAGUGAUUCCCUGAGAGUAGAUUAUCCAGGAAGAUGAAAUCUGAAACUCAGUCUAGACCACAGACCAUAAAAAAAACAGAUGUAUCCAUGGUGAAGUAACCCACCAGUUUGUGGAUUGUUGACCUGUAGUUUGAGUGUGGUGUUUUGGCUGAUGUCAUGUUUGUUCCAUGGCGCCAGAAAUGACCACAAAUGAACAAGGGGAAGUAACUGGAGGUUAGGAGACAUGACAUGAGCUUGGAUAAUUAGCCUGUACCUGAAACCAAUCAGUUAAUGAGCUCAAUAACCACCAUCCACCCCAAAUAAUAAGGGACUGUUCAUGUUGGUAGCCGACCAAAUUUCCUCAUUGGUCAUACUAAAGAAGCUCAGAGAGGUUGCAGAGAGCAGAAGGUGAUGUGUAAACUAAAGGAAGCCGUCUUUUAUCCAUAGAGUUCAGAAACAUGAUUCCAACGCACAUGCUAACAAGUGAGUCAUAAACACUGAACAUGCUAACAAGUCAGGUGUGGGCAAAACUGUACCAUACAGAUAAAUGAAUCUUCAAAUUUAAGUGGAAUAGCUGGCUGACAUGUUUAUUUCUGCUGCAAAGUUGGAGACUUCGACAUAGGGCUUUAUGGGGUAUGCCUUAUUUUGGGAGACAGCCUCUAGUGGACACUUCAGGAACUGCAGUUUCUGAUACCAAAGGGUCAGAUUCUCCCUUUAUGUAUUUACAGGAAGAUUUGUAUUCGCGUUUUGUCGACAUUAGAUAAAACAAUUAAAAAAAAGAAAAAAAAGAACUAAACUAAAAAUAUAGGCUUUCUUUGUUUGAUCUUUGACCUGCUGUGUUUCAGACGUGCUCAGCGUGUCAGGACUCCGGAGCCACACUGGGCUGCUUCUUCAAAGGGUGUCCCAACAAAUACCAUUACAGGUGCGCUCUGCAGUCAGGUACGUACAGCUCUCUGAACUCUCACUCACACCAAUACACACAAUAAAAGCAUGCACACUCCUUAAACUCUGAGCGUGCUCAUAGGUUGAGCUGUUUUUAGCUCUUCUUCUUGAGCUUGUUUCCUGCCCGGUGUGUUGUUCUGUAAAGAAGCCUUUUGUAACGUAUGGUUUGCAGUUCUCAUUUCCGCUGAGCCUAAAGCGGCUGGUGUGGGAGGUUGAACUCUCUGGAUGAAUCAGAGCCUCCUCACCUCCUGUUCUCCUCUUGUUUCUGCAGACUGUGUCCUCAUCGAAGAAAACUUCUCCAUGAAGUGUAAAAAGCACAAGGUGAGCGCUGCAAAAGCACCAGAGACUUGUAUGAGGUGGUUUAAAUGUUUUUAAUGUGGAUUUAACAUCGGCUGAAAUGGUUUCUCUGACUCCUCAUCCUGCCUCAGAACAAGACAUUCAAAGCUCCUGCAGGGACCCGCUGUGAGGACAGGUGACAGCAAUAACUGACACAUCAGGAGGUCAGUACUUUUAUCUGCUGAACUGAAUUUCAAACCAGGUUUAUUAUGUUUGAUAAACCAUAUUCAGGUACAUGCAACCAAGAUCUCAAAUGUUUGACCUCUAUUUAUUGGACAGCACAGUGAAAUAUAGGCUAAUCCAACAUACAAACGGGUGUUGAACAAAAGGCCUGUGGGACAAAAUCAGCAAAGACUUUUUCAGAAAACAAAGUGAUGAUAGAACUUUUGAAAAAUUUAACAUUAAAAGGUAGCCCUGUGCACUUACUCCAGUGCACCAAAAGUGACACUUAAAUGCCACUCUUAGGCUGAGAUAGCACCCUUAAGAUGGAAAGUGAGCGCAGCCAUCUGCUUACUAAAGAUAACAAAACAGCACCAAGAGUCCUGAACACUCCUCAACAGUGUUGCCAACUCCUCAGCAAGGAAAAGUCUCUAAACUCCAGAAAAAGUCCCUAGAUUUUUCGCUGUGAUGGUCUGCCCUGAUUUUCAGCAUAAACAAAUGUGUGUCUUUGUUUCUCGUCAUGCAGACAUCCAUCACAAUCCUGCAGGCACCCAUAAACCUUAACUCCAGGCUCUGCUCUGUUAGCGCCCGACACAGCAUGAGGAGAUCAACGACUGACUGCAGAGACACUCUGAUCCGGACAGGAGUGUACUGAGUUUGUGUUAUUACUUUAUUUAUACCAAUUUCCUUUUUCUUCAGGAUUAAAUGAACAACAAUCAAAGAUAUUUAAUUUUUUAAAGACUUUGUAAGUAUUUGAUUAUAUUUGCUUUAUUUAUUCCUGAAUUUUUUGGCUCUUAAGCAAAUGUCAAAGAGGUUUGAUUGUGUGUUUUUUAAGUUAUUGGUUAAAAUGUUCAAUGUUGAAAUAUGAAGCCAGUCAGCGAGAUUCUGGUUUUUAUUUAAAGACGGGGCGGAGAACGUGCUGGAAGGUUCAGAAAUGGCACUAGAAUAGAAGAAGGUACCAACAGACCAGGACUAGAGAUGAAACACAAGACGUGAUUUAGAUCAGAACUCAAGGGUGGAACAAAACGAUCAGAUUCACACCCACAGAAAGUGCACUCAGCUUAUGUUCAUCAAAAUAUCUUCAUGCUGACUGUUUUCCUCUGCUGCUACAGUCGGGGAAGAAAAGGUUUCUGUUGUGCUGAAGCUUUAGAAAGUGGAUCCUGAAUAUUUUGGGUAACAAACUAUUUCAAGUCAAUUCAACAUAUUUGAUUGCUCAUUUUCAGCCUUUGACAUAAGCUAAUGUCUGCUCUGAGCUACCUCCUCACCAAAACUACAGUUCUACACUACCCAGCUAACAUAACCGCACGACUGUAUUAACCAAUAUGUAUUUAAAGGUGCAAGCUGAUGCUAAAAUCAGAUCUAAAUUGUCACUAUCCAAGCAUUACGUAGCUAACGAUACAGUAUAUUAACUAGAUUUGAUAUUGGAGAUGACACAAAGUAACCUGAGAGAAAAAAAACUAGAGAUUUGGUGAUUAAAGUGGUCAAAUUCAGAGGAUGAAGUUGUAAAAUUAGAAGAAUUGAGUCGUUAUGUUCGGAGAAAAGCUGCCUGUACCCCUCCCCUCUCCAAAACUUGAACAUCUAAAAUAGAUUUAAAAAAUGCUCUUUAUUUUCCAUUAGUUAUUUAAGAAAGUAAAAUUUACUCAGAGACUUGAAUGUUGUAAAGAUUUCAACACAAUUAUCCCCAAAAUCAACGAUUCAAACUUAUGGAACAACAAUAAUUUGCCUGAUGUGACUCGGUCAUUAUUGUCUUUUCAGCAUCAUUAAACUCACAGCAGUACUUCUUUAUCUCCACCUGAUCACGGCGUCAGAGGAAACGCUCAGUCUUGACAAUAGGGCGAUGGGGAUCCUGAACAGUGUUUGAAUGUAUCCUCCCUGAGUGAAGGGGUUUUUCCAGGAAGCACUUUGGAGAGGUUUGGAUCAGGUGUGGUCCUCUGCAGUAUUACCUUCUUAUCCUCCUCCUCCUCCUCCUCCUCCUGUUUUCCUUUGAGGCUCUGAGGCUGAAAGGUCAGAGACUCAUUAAAUCAUUGAAACAUGCCCAUGUUGUGUUUGCGUGAGCAGCCCUUAAAUCAGCCAUUUUCUCAAUGGGAUUCAGUUUUGGUUUUUUUGAAGCCCUCCCAGAGGAGUUUAGUUUCCUCUCAGCUGCUGUUUACAUUCUCUUCUGUCAGAGCUGAAGUCAUGACUCGGUUAGAAAUGUUCACUUUGUGUUUACAUCAGUAAUGGCUCUGUAAGUGUCACUAACUCUUCAGCAGGAUGUUUACAGGUAUCUCUGCUCACAUCUUUGGUUUACAACAAAAUAACUUGGAAUAUAUUUGCCAUGGUAGUGUUGAGGCAUCUAUUAUUUCUUCACUGUUGGCCUAAAAAAUGAAUUGUCAUCAGCAAAACUCUCAGCAAAGCCUUAUCUUAACACUCAAGAGGUACACACAGCUCCUUUUUCCCUCUGUCUGUAAUGCAAAGACAUCCGUGGAUGAACAUCAGGCAGCUUCAUGCACUUUUCUGCUGCAGGCUUUUGAAGAUCCCUCAGCCCCGCAGGAUCACUCUGACUCUAUGGGACUCCUAAUCAGAUCAGUCUCAGGUGGAUCUGUUCAAUCAGGUGAUCAGGUCAGGGCUCUUCCUGUUUGUUUCAUAUGAUCAGUGUUGGUGUAGUGUCAUCGUUGCACCAGUAGGGGCAGCGGUGUGCUUAUAGAGAUCAGCCUGUGAGCUGUAUAGAGAAAAGCUUCAUGGUCACAGACAUCCACACAGAGGCAGCAGCAUUACAGACACACACACACUCUCUCUCUCUGAUGUGUUUAUUCUGGAAGACAUGAUCUGUUUAAUUUGUGCCAUCUCUCUCUCUCUCCUUUAUUGAGUUAAUGUUUCUUGCAGUGAGUUUAAUAAGCAGGUGUGUGAGUGCCUGAAACUUUGACUGCAAUGACUUGUCAGUUUUCAUCAUACCAAAUACAGCUUCAGUUUGUUUUUAAGAUGCUUUGGAUUUUGUAAUAUGUUGUCUGUGUGUGUAUCUCAGGGCUGAAUCUCAGAUUUUCUAAUGAUUUGAACUUUUUUGUGAUUUUUUUUUUUUUCCCCUCCUUUUUCUCAUUUGUUGUACUCGAUGAUUUGUGUAUCAGGAUGUUGUCGGGAUGUUCUGGUUCUCUCUGAUCAUCACAUUCCUCCUCCUCCUCCUCUUCUGUGUGACCGUCAGUGCUCUGCUGGUUUUUUCCUUUGAACUCUGACUGCCAACUCGUGUCACUUUUUCAUGCUCUUUUGAUUUUAUGGAAACUUUUUGUACCUUUGUCUCGGUCGCCUCUCUGAGCUUCAGAGGUCAUGUAACUGUCAAAAAUGAAUAUUUUGUUCAAUGUUGUGGUGUCAUGUUGGAAUUAUUUUUUAUCUUAUUUAUUUUGGGGUGGAGGUAUAAAAAUACUUACAUGAUGUUAUAAUCAUAAAAUUUAUAUUUGAGGCACAGUAUCCAUAGAUUGUUUCAUGGUUGAGCUAAAAUAAGACAUUCCCAGUAGUAUUUACUGGAAUGGUUUCUAAUGAGCUGAAAUCCUGUUUGGUUUCAAAGAGGAGAAUGGAGAAUAAUUCACUUUGUGUUUAUUUUAACUGUGCCUCUUAACCUUUAAAACUUUUUACUUUAGAGCAGCAGUUCUCAAGUCCAGUCCUCGAGGCCCACUGUUUUGCAUGUUUUGUAUGUUUCCCUGCUCCAACACACCUGAUUCAAAUGAUCAGCUCGUUAUCAAGCUCUGUAAUGGCUUGAUAACGAGCUGAUCAUUUGAAUCAGGUGUGUUGGAGCAGGGAAACAUCCAAAACAGGCAGGACAAUGGGCCUCGAGGACUGGAUUUGAGAACCACUGCUUUAGAGGAUGUGAAAGCCAUCUCAUCCACAUCCUCAACUGCAGCAGCUUCUCUCUGUGUAUCUGAGUUAAAGUCAGAAUCUUUAUCCAACAAAUGAUUGUUAAAAUCCCAAUGUGUUACUAAAUUUUUAAACUGUAAUCCUACAGUAGAAUUUGAUAAUCUAUUUAGGGAUUAGCAGUGAUGUCUGAUGGUGCUGUCUUCACUCACUGUGUUCAAUUACAGCUAAAUCCCAAACUUAGCCAAAUCAUGUUCUUGAACCUAAUUCUUUGAUAUGUUCAUCUACACAUCUUGUGGCUUUCGUAGUGAGAUGAGUCCUUACUGACAGGAAAAAGAGUCAAAGAAACAAAAGUGCCCACACUCAUUUCAACAAGAGUUCUCGAUUUAUUGACUUAUCUGAGUUUACAGGAAGACAGUUGUAUUGCAAAGACAGAACCGGGUACGAGUUCUAGUGCUGUGAUCAUCUACUCACCAAAACUCCACAGAGGUCAUGAACAAGGCUGUGAGACGUGAGAGGGACAGAGAGACACGGAGCUGCAGGACAACACCACACGACAGAGCUCAUUCGCAAC
Messenger RNA from Xyrichtys novacula (pearly razorfish), 13042 nucleotides. The record is from the annotation of a GenBank genome assembly. NCBI's taxonomy places the organism in Eukaryota, Metazoa, Chordata, Actinopteri, Labriformes, Labridae.